AUGAAUCACCAUUGCCUCUUAAUUUUGUUUAGUUUGAUAUAAAGUGUAUUUUGUGAGCCAACAAGCUCAGAAAAAUGGGGAUAUGGAAUUUUAGCAUCUUUUGGUGUAAGUAUGAUUGGAUUUGUUGUUUCCAUUUUAAUAAUCAUUUUAAAAAACAUUAGUAAAGGAGAAACAGCAAAAUAAGUAAUGAAAGUUUUAAUAGGAUUUGCUGUAGGAGCAUUAUUAGGUAAAAAUUGAAUAUAUUUUAAGGUGAUGCAUUUAUACAUUUAAUUCCUCAUUCAUUUGCAUCUCAUGAUCAUUAAGAAGAAGAAGUAGAUCAUGAACAUGAGCAUGAUAGAUUAUUAAAUGAAGAAGAAAUAGUUGAAGAAGAAGAAGAAGAUAUUUCAAAAGAAUUUUUAACAUCUUUGUUAUUACUUUUAGGAGUUCUAAGUUUUAUUUUAAUAGAAAAAGCUUUUGUUUUUUUAUAGUCAUAAGUUAUGAAUUAAAACAAAGUUUAACCUGAAGUUUAAAAUUUUGAUCUUGCCUAACAAGAAACUAAUUCAGAAAAUAAAAAUUUAGGUGAUUCUCCUGAUAUACUUGAUAAAGUAGUCAGAAUUCAAGAAUAGCAUUAUACUAAAAUAUCUCAACUUUCAAUUUCAGAAUAAUUAUUUACUUUUGAUAGUUGGAAAUAUAAACCAACAUUAGGGUAUUUAAACUUGAUUUCAGAUUUUUUGCAUAAUAUUAUGGAUGGCUUAGCAUUAGGAAUCAUAUUUGCAACUGCAAAUGAUGAUAAUUUUAGCAGUACUAUAGCAACACUGGUUGCAAUUAUAAUUCAUGAAUUAGCAUAAGAAAUAGGUGAUACAAGUAUAUUACUUGAAAAUAAGUUUACAAAUUCACAAGCUCUAUUUUCAAAUGGAAUCAUUAAUUUAAGUGCUUUAAUUGGUGCUUUCAUAGGAUUAGGAAUAUCAUCAAUAGAGAAUGAAGCAUAUGUUUUAUCUUUUGUUGCAGGUAAUUUCAUUUACAUAAGUUGUGUUGAUAUGUUACCUACUAUUUUAAAAGAAGAAAAUGGUAAAAUAGCCUUUCUCUAAUUAAUUUCUUUUUCUGCUGCUGUAGCCAUAAUGUAUGGAAUUGCUUAUUAUGAGCAUUCUCAAGAAUGA
Messenger RNA from Paramecium sonneborni, 1136 nucleotides. The record is from the annotation of a GenBank genome assembly. NCBI's taxonomy places the organism in Eukaryota, Ciliophora, Oligohymenophorea, Peniculida, Parameciidae.